This is a messenger RNA of Camellia sinensis, 1011 nucleotides long. The record is from RefSeq and is a predicted model, not a curated record. Lineage: Eukaryota; Viridiplantae; Streptophyta; Magnoliopsida; Ericales; Theaceae.
AGUUUGCUGCUUCUUUAUGUUACAAGCCCAGAUCAUGUUUAUCUAGGCAGAUUAUGUUGAUUGAUAUAAUCCUUUCCUGGUUGGAGAAAAAACUCCCUAGGAAUUUAUCUAGUUUAGUUGAUUUAAGUUGAUUUUACCUUUUUGGUUGAUUGAUAAAGAAGUUGGUUGAACUCUUUAAUUUGCCUAUGUGGUUAGAAGGUAGUACUUGGUCUUUUGCAUGCUUCUAUAUCCCAACUCUGGAGGUCAUGUCCUUAAAUUCUUCCAGACCAUUACGACGGAAAUUUGUACAAAAAUGUUAACUGCUAUCAUGCUUUGCGGACUUAUUAAUCUGGCCUGACAAAGUUACCUUAUUUUAUUGACCUAAUGUGAUUUUUUUGGGUAGCUGUAACCCUUGGUUUUUGUCCUUCUAUGCUGUCUGAGUCUCUUAAUUUUUUAUUUUUUUUUUUGUGAAUCACUGACAUGUUUGAUUAUCUCAAUUUGUAUUUUAUCAUGAUUAGCUGACAUGUUGUGUUCUGUGAGGUUUAGAUACGAGAGAAGAAAUUCAGCUCGGCAGAUAUGCACUUUAAAGAGUUUUUGAUUUCCUUCCUUUUGUAGAUACAUGCUUUGUAAGUUAUAAUUGUAUUUUUGUCUCAUAUGUUCUGGCAAACUUAUUGUGAGUCCUUGGGUGAUACUACAGGUAUAUUGAAUUUUAUGAUUGCAAUGUCUGUGCCAAUGGCUAUAGCUCUCUCUGGCCACCUACUUUUCGGACUACCUGUAAUGGUUAAACCAUCAGAAGCUGAAAAGAACCUUGUUCAAACUAAUGCUUCUGGUGGUGGUUCAGUUGUGGGAUCCUAUGGUGCAGUUGAUAGAAAACUGUAUGUGGGAAAUUUACACUUCAACAUUACAGAAUUUCAGCUUAAACAGAUUUUUGAAGCUUUUGGGCCCGUGGAGCUUGUGCAACUACCUACUGACCCUGAGACAGGACACUGCAAAGGUUUUGGAUUUAUUCAAGUUAGUAUAACUUCAUAUUGA